AUGUAUAGACAAUUAAUUGUUAAUGAUGAUUCUAUUAAUAAUGAGAUAAAAAAAAUAAUUAAUAAAGAUAAACAUUCUUUAAAUGAUAUUAAAGAUAAUAUUAUAAAAGAUGAUAAAAAUGAAAAUGAAAAGGAUAAUAAAAAGGUUGAUGUUUUGGACAAUUCUAAAUUUGUUAAUCUUGAUGUUAAUGAUGAUGACAAUGAAACCCAAUUCAUUUUCAUUUUAAAAGAACAAGAAAUUAAUAAUGGAAGAAUGAGACAAAUAAAUAUUAAGAAUGCAUCAAAUUGUGCCAAUUGUAAUAGUCCAUUAAUAGAAGGUGUUUUAUCAAAAAAUCGUAUUUAUUGUGUUCCAUAUGGUACAUGUUAUGAUAUUCGUACAGGAUAUUUAGAAGAAUAUCCUGGAUUAUAUUCACAAAAUACUUUUAAAACUAUUGUUAAAAAUGGUAAAAUUUUUAUAGAAACAAAAUUUUAUAUGUUAUCAGUUAAUAAAAAAGAAAGACCAAUGUAUAAAUAUAUAUUUAAGAUGUCAAAUGAAAAUACAAUUAUUAUUGGAUCAGGAAUUGCUGCUGUAACUUGUGCUGAAGUAUUAAGACAAAAUGGUUAUAAAGAUUCAAUUAUUUUAUUAACAAAAGAUAAUACAUUACCUUUUGCUAGAUUUUUAUUAUCAACAAAUCCAAAUAUUAGUGAUGAUGAAAUAUUAUUAAGAGAAAAAACUUUUUAUAAUGAUUAUGGUAUUGAUAUUCGUUUAAAUACAAAAGUAAUUAAAGUUGAUGUAACAAGUAAAAUAGUAUAUUGUGAUAAUGAAAAAAGUUUUGAAUAUUCUAAUCUUGUUAUUGCAACAGGAACAGCAUUAAAAAAAAUUGUUAUUCCUGGUUCAUUACUUGAAAAUGUUUUAUAUUUUAAAAAUCCUGAUGAUGCAAAAUUAAUUUAUGAUAGUUCAAAAAAUAAACAUGUAUCAAUUUUAAAUUGUACACCAAAUAUUAUAACAUUAUCAACAAUUUUAAAAAAAUAUGCAAAAAGUAUUACAAUUUAUAAUAAAGAAAAUAUUCUUUUUAAAGAAGGUGGGAAAAGUUUUAAUGAAGAACUUAUAAAAUAUUUGGAAAAUGUUUGCCAUAUUAAUGUAAGAUUAAAUGAUUCAAUUAGAAUUAUUGAAGGUGAAACAAAAGUUAAACAUCUAGUUCUUAGUAGUGGGAAUUGUGCUGUAAGUAAUAUAGUUAUUCCAUAUAAUGGUGAAAUAGCUUGUUCAUCAUUUAUGUUAGGAGCUAAACUUAAAACCACUUCUGAUAGUUAUAUUGAAGUUAAUGAAAAUAUGAAGACAAAUAUUCCAAAUGUUUAUGCAAUUGGUGAUUGUUCAUUUUCAGAUAAAUAUAAAAGUAAUAGUUUUAGAAAUUCUUGGCAAUUAGCACAAAUUGAAGGAAAAAUUUGUGCAAUGAAUAUUUUAAAUAAAGAAAUGAUAAAUUUUAAUAAAGAAGUACAAUUAUUUUGGUUUAAUAUAGAAAAUAAGAUGGUUGUUUUUGUUCAUAAAAUUUUUAUAAAUGAUAAUGAACCAUUAUCAAGAGGUUCAUUUGAGACAAAUGACUUUAUUACAUAUUUUUUUGAUAAAAAUUUUCUUAUUGGUGUAAUAUGUUUUGGUGAUGUUACACCUGCGAUUCAAAUAUUUGCAUGUUUUAAAAAGAAUAUUUGUAUAACAAAAGAAGAAGUUCAAAUAAUGAAAAAAAAUAAUUGGAGUUAUAAAUUAAUUUAA
This is a messenger RNA of Strongyloides ratti, 1743 nucleotides long. Its product is annotated as Apoptosis-inducing factor 3. Gene Ontology annotation, molecular function: oxidoreductase activity, acting on NAD(P)H; 2 iron, 2 sulfur cluster binding. NCBI's taxonomy places the organism in Eukaryota, Metazoa, Nematoda, Chromadorea, Rhabditida, Strongyloididae. The record is from RefSeq and is a predicted model, not a curated record. Gene Ontology annotation, cellular component: cytoplasm. The transcript is spliced from 5 exons. Bases 1 to 1743 code for a protein of 580 amino acids.